UAAUGAGAGGAAGUCAAAGCUUAUGCCAAGAAUUGAUGGACCUUUUGAGAUCACAAAGAAGAUCAGCAACAAUGCCUACAAGAUUGAUCUCCAAGAUGAACCUGAUUUGAGGUCAAAUCCUUUUCAAGAGGGAGGGGAUGAUAUGAUCAUGGACCAGCCAGCUGAUGGAGAUAGAGAUGGCGAGUUUAGAGAUGAACCAGCUAAAGAAGAUGAGGUCUUAUCCAUUCUUAAAGGUCCCAUGACUCGAGCCAGAGCUAGGAAACUCAAAGAAGCUAUUGGAGGACUAAUCAGGAAGUCCUUGGAGCAAGAAGAAUGUCUUGGAGGAAGCUUGAUACUUCAAGAUACGCUUAUCACCAUUCAAGCCAUCUUACCAUCAAGUUGAGUAUCAUCUAGGCUAGCAAGCUAUGUGUGCUCUUUUCCUAUCAUUGUUUUUGUCCCAUUGGGUUUUGCAAUGA
Molecule: messenger RNA, 455 nt
Organism: Brassica rapa (field mustard)
Lineage: Eukaryota; Viridiplantae; Streptophyta; Magnoliopsida; Brassicales; Brassicaceae
Source: RefSeq, a predicted model, not a curated record